Salmo salar (Atlantic salmon) is the source of this 2025-nucleotide messenger RNA. NCBI's taxonomy places the organism in Eukaryota, Metazoa, Chordata, Actinopteri, Salmoniformes, Salmonidae. The record is from RefSeq and is a predicted model, not a curated record.
AUGAAGUCAGCAGCUAUUUCUGCUAGAGUGACGGAUUUUCCUUUUCAAGGCCCUCAGACACAAGGUCACAGUGGUCAGUGUGUGGAGAUCACAGGCAGCCAAACCAACCCCACCCUGCCCAUCACCAGACCACCUCCAUCCACCCUGCCCAUCACCAGAACACCUCCAUCCACCCUGCCCAUCACCAGACCACCUCCAUCCACCCUGCCCAUCACCAGACCACCUCCAUCCACCCUGCCCAUCACCAGACCACCUCCAUCCACCCUGCCCAUCACCAGACCACCUCCAUCCACCCUGCCCAUCACCAGACCACCUCCAUCCACCCUGCCCAUCACCAGACCACCUCCAUCCACCCUGCCCAUCACCAGACCACCUCCAUCCACCCUGCCCAUCACCAGACCACCUCCAUCCACCCUGCCCAUCACCAGACCACCUCCAUCCACCCUGCCCAUCACCAGACCACCUCCAUCCACCCUGCCCAUCACCAGACCAGCUCCAUCCACCCUGCCCAUCACCAGACCAUCCUCCAUCCACCCUGCCCAUCACCAGAUCAGCUCCAUCCACCCUGCCCAUCACCAGACCACCUCCAUCCACCCUGCCCAUCACCAGACCACCUCCAUCCACCCUGCCCAUCACCAGACCACCUCCAUCCACCCUGCCCAUCACCAGACCACCUCCAUCCACCCUGCCCAUCACCAGACCACCUCCAUCCACCCUGCCCAUCACCAGACCACCUCCAUCCACCCUGCCCAUCACCAGACCACCUCCAUCCACCCUGCCCAUCACCAGACCACCUCCAUCCACCCUGCCCAUCACCAGACCAGCUCCAUCCACCCUGCCCAUCACCAGAGCACCUCCAUCCACCCUGCCCAUCACCAGACCACCUCCAUCCACCCUGCCUAUCACCAGACCAGCUCCAUCCACCCUGCCCAUCACCAGAGCACCUCCAUCCACCCUGCCCAUCACCAGACCACCUCCAUCCACCCUGCCCAUCACCAGACCACCUCCAUCCACCCUGCCCAUCACCAGACCACCUCCAUCCACCCUGCCCAUCACCAGACCACCUCCAUCCACCCUGCCCAUCACCAGACCAGCUCCAUCCACCCUGCCCAUCACCAGAGCACCUCCAUCCACCCUGCCCAUCACCAGACCACCUCCAUCCACCCUGCCUAUCACCAGACCAGCUCCAUCCACCCUGCCCAUCACCAGAGCACCUCCAUCCACCCUGCCCAUCACCAGACCACCUCCAUCCACCCUGCCCAUCACCAGACCACCUCCAUCCACCCUGCCCAUCACCAGACCACCUCCAUCCACCCUGCCCAUCACCAGACCACCUCCAACCACCCUGCCCAUCACCAGAACACCUCCAUCCACCCUGCCCAUCACCAGAACACCUCCAUCCACCCUGCCCAUCACCAGACCACCUCCAUCCACCCUGCCCAUCACCAGACCACUUCCAUCCACCCUGCCCAUCACCAGACCACCUCCAUCCACCCUGCCCAUCACCAGACCACCUCCAUCCACCCUGCCUAUCACCAGACCAGCUCCAUCCACCCUGCCCAUCACCAGAGCACCUCCAUCCACCCUGCCCAUCACCAGACCACCUCCAUCCACCCUGCCCAUCACCAGACCACCUCCAUCCACCCUGCCCAUCACCAGACCAGCUCCAUCCACCCUGCCCAUCACCAGACCACAUCCAUCCACCCUGCCCAUCACCAGACCACCUCCAUCCACCCUGCCCAUCACCAGAACACCUCCAUCCACCCUGCCCAUCACCAGAACACCUCCAUCCACCCUGCCUAUCACCAGACCAGCUCCAUCCACCCUGCCCAUCACCAGAGCACCUCCAUCCACCCUGUCCAUCACCAGACCACCUCCAUCCAUCCUGCCCAUAUCACUAUACACCAGCAGGGGCGCAGACACGGCAUGGGCAACACCAAACACCAGCCAGCCAGCCAACACGCAACACAGCCUGACCUUAACACCGGUAUCCCUGAUCCAAAUCAUUCCUCUGUGUGCUUCUGA